GCACGUGUACGCGUCCAGAACGGCUGCAAUAUGCAGAGCUCGAGGAGGAGUUCCGCGCAAUGGAGAGUUUUCCUGUUGGAACCACGGUGUCGUACAUCUGCCGGCCGGGGUAUAUGAGAAUCCCUGGGAAAUCAUCGGCUCGUACGUGUGGUAAAGACUUACAGUGGUCACCCACAGAGCAGUUCUGUACAGAGAGAAAAUGUAAACAUCCAGGAGAAUUAGAACAUGGUUUUAUUAAUGUGACAGAUCUUACAUUUGGUUCAACAGCUACUUUUUCUUGUGAAGGAGGGUUCAGAUUACGUGGAACAGAUGAAAUUUCCUGUGUAAUUAAGGAUAAAGGUGUUGACUGGAAUAGAGAUCUUCCUUUCUGUGAAAGAAUUCCUUGUGAACCGCCUCCAAGCAUAGCCAACGGGCACUACACUGAAGCACCGAGCUAUGUUUAUCAGACAUCGGUAACCUACACGUGUAAUGUUGUACCAAAAGGCGCAGAUCCCUUGUCACUUAUUGGCCCAGCUACUAUUUUCUGCACUUACGAUGCACACUCAAAUGGAGUUUGGAGUGAACCACCUCCACAAUGUAGAGUGGUCAAAUGUGAUAAUCCAAAAGUUGAAAAUGGAAAAAAAACCCAUGGAUUUGGACCUUCCUAUAGCUAUAAGGACUCAGUCGUGUUUGAGUGUGAUCCAGGUUAUUUCUUGAUCGGAUCAGCGAUAAUUACCUGUGGAGAAAAUAACACCUGGUCUCCUCAAAAACCAACUUGUGAAAAAAUAUUAGGUGGAUGUGGCACCCCGAAGAUCAUGCAUGGAGUAGUGAUUCCCGUGAAAUCUGUUUAUGAAGGAGGAGAGUCUGUUCAGAUAAAGUGCCAUGCUCACUGUACUUUUCCUGAUGGCGCCGAAGAGAUGACAGUAACUUGUCAAGGACAGGAUACGUGGAGUUCUUUACAAAACUGUGCUUGCGGGCCUCCAAGUUCUGGUUCCACUCCACACAUAAAUUAUGGUAGAGUAAUUGAUGGACAAAAACCUUCAUAUUCUGUUGGGGAUUUUAUUACGAUUGAAUGUUAUGCAGGCUACACAUUACAUGGUGAAGCUCGUAUUCAGUAUAUUGGAGAAAACCAAUGGGUUCCUGGAGUGCCAACGUGCCAGUUAAGUGCGUAUGUUACAGUCAUUAUCUGUGUGAUUGUGGCAGUUGUGGUGUUCCUGGCAGCCUUCUGGGUCUAUAAGAAAUUCUUUUCACAAAAUGGACUGCCGUGCAGACGACGGGCCGCUGCUGAAGGAAUGGAGACGGCGGAUGCGCAUUUUACAGCCCUGCUCACCCUUAACCACCUUAUAAGGGAGCAGGAGGAAAGCACGCCAGCGAGAACAGCCCCGAACCCCCCGGACCUUCCUCUUCCCCGUGGUUUGCAGCUCCGACACAUCAUCUGCAAAGUGAAACCUCCCCGGCACCCGGGGCACCCAGGGGUGCGGGGUCCGAGGAGUUAA
Molecule: messenger RNA, 1475 nt
Organism: Pterocles gutturalis (yellow-throated sandgrouse)
Lineage: Eukaryota; Metazoa; Chordata; Aves; Pterocliformes; Pteroclidae
Product: membrane cofactor protein-like
Exons: 11
Source: RefSeq, a predicted model, not a curated record